AUGGGUAGGAAGAUUAAGGUUGGAAUCAGCGGCUUCGGAAGAACUGGUCGUUCGGUCGCUAGGGCCAUCAUUUGUAGGGACGAUGUGGAGCUCGUCGCCAUUAACGACACUUCCAUGGAGAUUGAGCAGAUGAUAGAAUCUUUUAACAAUGACUAUGGUCACGGUCAGGAGGAGCAGACUAUUGAAGCAAAUUACUUAAAUACCAGAAUUUUCUUCAAUGGGAAUCCCGUCAAUGUUUUACACAUGAACAUACCUGAAGGUAUCCCAUGGGAAGUGAUUGGAGUCGACUACGUUAUUGAGUGUACUGGCAAAAUUGGCAAGAAAAAGGCUAAAAUUCACUUGYUGGCUGGUGCCAAGAAAGUUAUCAUCGCUGCCCCAAGRAAAGAUGCUCCCAUGGAAGAGUCCGAAAGCAAAAUGAAAGGGAUCUUAGGAUGCAUUGAAGGUGAUGUCAAGUUCCACUUUUUGGGUGACAACAGGUCAAGCAUAUUCCACUCGAAGGCUGGAAUUGCUGUGAAUGAAAAUGAGUGGGCCUAUGCUUCUCUGGUCGUCAACUUUGCUCUCUCUCUUCCUCCUCUUCCAGAUUCGAUGGAGCUAGUUCUAUUGGAGUGCGACGUUAAGGCUAAGCCUUUGAAAUUUGGAAGAAAGACCUCAGUCAUUGUCCACUUUACAAAAACCAGGGAGUUUGUUCAUAGGGAACCCAACGGAUGCGAAAUCUUAAAAAGGCCCAGAUAUYCCUAUCCUAAGAUGAAGUUUCGAUACAGGAUUGAUCCGGGACAAGACCUUGAUUUCGCAUCCGUUGGGUUCCCUAUGAACAAACUCCCUGGUUUUUGUAAAGUGGACAAUGACUGA
Molecule: messenger RNA, 849 nt
Organism: Arabis nemorensis
Lineage: Eukaryota; Viridiplantae; Streptophyta; Magnoliopsida; Brassicales; Brassicaceae
Source: the annotation of a GenBank genome assembly